UCCUUUCUUGAUCUACAUACCUCUUGCUUUAUUCCUCUCAUUUACGCUUAAGUCUCUAACUUCAUAUCAGUGUGGACAUUAGUAUUCCAGGAAUAAUGAUGGUCCGUCAGAAUUUUCUCAUUGCUGUGCUCUUUGGGAUGAUAUUGAGUGGGCUCAUUUACCUGAACAAUAUCCAGUGCAGCUGCAAUCAGCAGAUAACAGAACAAGGCUUCAACUGCAGCCAGCAGAUAACAGAACAAGGCAUCAUCAAGCCAAAAUGGAAGCAAAAGAUCUUUGGAUUGCGCUCAACACCAGGGUUGUUAUACAACCAGCCGAGUGUGCUGGUAGGUCGGACAGAUGUUGCUUCUGUGUCACCAUGGUCAGCUCCAAUCAUUUGGGAGGGAAACUUUGACUCUACACUGAUCGACUCUAUCUACAAACAACAAAAUCUCACCAUAGCAACUACUGUCUUCGCUUUGGGAAAAUACACACGUUUUGUCAAAGAUUUUCUGGAGUCAGCAGAGCAACAUUAUUUUGUUGGAUUUCGAGUACAUUACUACUUGUUUACAGAUCAACCAGAAUCAGUUCCUGAAGUGAAGAUGGGUGAAAACCGUAGUUUGACAGUUCAAAAUGUUCCGAGUCUGAACCGAUGGCAGGACAUCAGUAUGAGCAGGAUGGAAAAACUGGAAAACCUAAUAGAGAAUGAACUAGUCAAUGAGGCAGACUAUAUUUUCUGCCUUGACAUAGAUACUAAGUUCUAUGGCCGGUGGGGUGCGGAGACUUUGGGUCGUCUAGUAGGUGUGAUACAUCCUUGGUUCUUUGAUGCUCCAAGGAGUCAAUUCACAUAUGAGCGCAGACCAGAAUCUAAAGCAUACAUUCCCGCGGAGGAAGGUGAUUAUUAUUACGCUGGUGCUGCAUUUGGUGGCUCAUUGGAGGAUGUACAUCAUCUCACCAAAACUUGCAGGGAGCAACUGAACAUUGAUGCUGCAAACUCCAUUGAGGCAGUAUGGCAAGAGGAGUCUCACUUGAACAAGUAUUUUCUUUUGAACAAACCUAGUAAACUGCUCUCUCCUGAAUAUAUGUGGCGGGACAUCAAUGAAAAAGCAGCCCAAAUAAAAAUAGUUCGCUUCACUAAUGUACCUAAGAACUAUGCUGAAGUUCGUCCAAACCCGUAGCAACUGUUGCCAGUAUUCAGCUACACUUACAUGGUGUGUUCUCACAGCCCUCCAGUAAGACAUUGUGAGUCUGUUAACAGGUAAUACUGGCAACAGGGAAGACGACAUCUGCCACCAAGA
Messenger RNA from Cyprinus carpio (common carp), 1274 nucleotides. Its product is annotated as globoside alpha-1,3-N-acetylgalactosaminyltransferase 1-like. The record is from RefSeq and is a predicted model, not a curated record. Gene Ontology annotation, cellular component: vesicle; Golgi apparatus; membrane. The transcript is spliced from 8 exons. Gene Ontology annotation, molecular function: hexosyltransferase activity. Lineage: Eukaryota; Metazoa; Chordata; Actinopteri; Cypriniformes; Cyprinidae. The coding region runs from base 96 to 1154 and encodes 352 amino acids. Gene Ontology annotation, biological process: carbohydrate metabolic process.